Arctia plantaginis is the source of this 2373-nucleotide messenger RNA. Lineage: Eukaryota; Metazoa; Arthropoda; Insecta; Lepidoptera; Erebidae. The record is from the annotation of a GenBank genome assembly.
AUGGAAACCGAUGUAGCGGCGCGAGCGGCUGAGCUCACCCACCCCCCGCACGCAGAAACCCUGAACCAUUGUUUGGAGAGCGUGAAGCAACUCGCUCCAGUACUCAUCUGCUCCAUGAAGAUAUACAUACACAUACUUACUGAAGGCGGCAAAGGUAUGGAGGAGGCGGCUGAAAACAGAAAUUAUUUAGCGCAGAGGAUGGCUGACGAGAUACACGAGAUUAUUCGCGUGUUGCAGCUGACGUCGUACGUGGAGGACGGCGGCGAGAAGGACAACGUGGCCGUGCUCAAGGCGCUGCAGGCGCAGAUGCACGCCAAGAUGGGAGCCGCACACGAGUUCCUGAACGACGGGUCGGCGCAGCGCAACGGCGGCGGGGAGCGAGCGCUGCGGGGCGUGCUGACGUCAGCGCAGCGCGCCGCUGAGCAUCUCGCGCCGCACAGCGCCGACUGCGCCAGGACCAUCGCCAGGUCUGGGGGUAUAAACGCUGAUCUACUCUGUGAUGAAAGGCAGUACGGCCACGGGAGGGAAGCUAAGGCGCUGAACCUGGCGUCAGACCUGCGCUCUCAGAUCAACGAGCUGGACUCCAUCGUCAACGAGGGAGUGCGCGCAGCAGAGAAACAGGGCGGGAAGACCAUGCAAGCUAGGUUAGAGACAGCACACAAAUGGCUAUUGCACCCUAGUUGCGACCCCUCCACCAGGAUCGAGGGUCAGAAGGCGAUCAACAGCAUCGUGUCUCAAGGACAGAGGAUUGCAGACGGUCUCCAAGGGCGAGAGAAGGCUGAGAUAAUGCAACUAUGUUCUGAAGUACAGCGUUUAUCUGACAAGUUGGCGGAUUUGUGCGCCAGUGGCAGGGGCGACAGCGAGGAGGCUAGAGCUGUUACUAGGGAGCUGACGGACAAGCUGCACGAGCUGAAGCGCGGCACGGAGCGGGCCGUGGUCAACCGCGUGGUGGAGGAGUUCAUCGACGUGGCCGCGCCGCUGCGACACUUCACCGACGCCGUCAACGCGCCGCCCGGCGCGGCGGGGCGCGAGGCCGCGUUCCACGAGCGGGCGCAGGCGCUGGGCGCGUUCAGCGCGCGCGCAGCCGCCGCCGCGCACGUGGUGGCGGCCGGCGCCCGCCACAACAAGCGCCUCGCCGACCAGCUGCACAACAACGCGCGGCAGGUUGAAAAACUCUCGCCUCAGUUGAUUGCCGCCGGAAAGAUUCGUCUUUACAACCCUGACAGUAAGGUAGCGGAGGAACACUUCAACAAUCUAAAAACCCAGUACGCCGACGCAGUGCUCCGCGUGAGAGACCUGUGCGACCAAGCCGUGGACCCACUCGACUUUGUGAGAACGGCCGGUGAGCUGAUGCAGAAGCACACGUACUUGUGCGAGGACGCAAUCCGCAACAAUGACUCCCAGAAAAUGGUCGACAACACUUCUGCUAUCGCCAGGCUGGCCAACCGCGUGCUGCUGGUGGGCGGCGCGGAGCGCGACAACACGGAGGACGCGGAGUUCGCGCGCUCGCUGGGCGGCGCGCAGCAGCGCCUGCAGGCCGCCAUCCCCCCCGCCGUGCACCGCGCCAAGGCCGUGGCGCUGGGCGAGCGCGCGCAGGCCGCCGCCUGGCGCAGCGCCAACGCAGAGAUCAUUAGCGCAGCGGGCGACGUGGAGUCCGCGCUCCGUGGGCAGUACGCCCCCCCGCCGCCCCCGCCGGCGCUACCGGAGGCUCUCCGCUCGAUGCACUUGUCGGACAACGCCGCGCCUCCUCGCCCUCCACCCCCGCAGGGAGCCGCUCCGCCCCCUCGCCCCCCGCCUCCCGCGGACACGGAUGACGAAGGGGAGGAUAUAUUCCAACGCCAACCACACCCGAGCCAUCCUAUACUGGUGGCGGCCCACAACCUGCACAAGGCGGUGCGCGAGUGGUCCUCCAAGGACAACGAGAUCAUCGCCGCCGCCAAGCGCAUGGCCAUCCUCAUGGCACGCCUCUCGGAGCUCGUCCGCUCCGACUCCAAAGGUAGCAAGCGGGAGCUGAUCGCGACUGCGAAGGCGAUCGCCGAGGCUUCGGAGGAGGUGACGCGCCUCGCCAAGAAACUGGCUCUCGAGUGUACCGACAAGAGGAUCAGGACUAACUUGCUGCAAGUGUGCGAGAGGAUCCCGACCAUCGGCACUCAGCUCAAGAUCCUAUCCACUGUUAAGGCCACCAUGCUCGGCGCUCAAGGUAGCGAAGAAGACCAGGAGGCCACUGAGAUGUUGGUUGGCAAUGCACAAAACUUGAUGCAAAGUGUGAAAGAGACGGUGAAGGCGGCGGAGGGCGCGUCCAUCAAGAUCCGCACCGAGCAGGGCGCCUACCGCCUGCGCUGGGUGCGGCGCUCGCCCUGGUACCAGAUAUAG